AUGGAAGCAAAACCCAAAACACCAUUUUCCCCUAAAGGAGGAAACAAGUUGAAAAAGAAAGGGAAGGAUUCUCCUGGAACAGCACCUGGCGGUAGGCCAAAUGGUAAAAAGCCCUUCAAACCUUACAACAAGAAGGACACAAAAGGUAAAAUGGGGAAGAGUGGAGAUAACGCCAAGAAGAAACCUGCCUUUGUUAAAGGUGGAAAAGGACCAAAAAGAAAACUACCCAUUGACAAAAUGGAUGGAAACGAUAAAGAAGUUGGAGUUCCCCAGGCAAAGAAGCUCAAAAAAGGUGAAAUUACACCUAAAAAGAAGAAGCAGGGAGCGCAUCAGAUAGAUGAAGAGCUGAAGAAAAACAGGCUGCAGAAGAAGAAAGACCUGAAGAAGAGCAGACAACAAGCAGAUCGAAAGGAUAUGUACCAGAUCAUCAAUCAGGCCAAACAACUGUGGGGAGACCUAAGAACGAAGAAAUGUGACAGUGAUUUGAAAAGGAAGCUAAUGAAGGAUCUUCAUGACCUGAUUAGAGGGAAGUAUAAACAGAUGGCGUAUGCUCACGACUCUGUACGAGUGCUGCAGUGUUUUAUCCAGUGGGGUAGUCACGAGCAGAGACAAGAAGUGUUUGAUGAACUUAAAGAUGAUGUCAUUGAUUUAUGUAAAUCACAGUAUGGCAAACACGUGGUGAAGAAGUUACUGAUGUAUGGGAACAAGGAACUGGUAGCGGCUGUGAUGCAAACCUUUAAAGGUAACGUGCGACCACUGCUUCGCCACGCUGCCGCUUCCGCAAUCAUUGAGUACGCCUACAACGACAAAGCUGUGCUUGCACAGAGACUCAUGCUAACUGAGGAACUGUAUGGCAAUGCCUUCACCAUCUGCAAGACAUCGAUUUGCAACACCAUCGAGAAGGUGGCAGAGGCUAACCCUGACAAGCUGAACCAAAUCAUCACUGAUAUGAAGCAAAUUCUUACCCCAAUGGCACAGAAAGAGCAGGUCAUCAAACACUCUCUAGUCCACAAAGUCUUCCUGGACUUCUUCCUCUUAAGUACUGAUAAACAACGAGCGGAGAUGAUUGAGUCAAUAAGGGAGUCCGUUGUCUACAUGGCUCACACCCACGAUGGAGCUCGAGUGGCCAUGCACUGUCUGUGGCAUGGUACUGCUAAGGACCGAAAAGUCAUCAUCAAAACAAUGAAGACAUACAUGGUGAAGUUUGCUACGGGGGAGUUUGGUCAUCUGGUUCUUCUCGCCAUAUUUGACUGCGUGGAUGACACCAAACUGGUCAAACAGGCUGUGUUAUCCGAGCUCAUGUCCUCUUUGGAAGAAGUCAUCAGUAACAAAUACGGCAAGAAAGUUCUGUUGUACUUGCUCAGCCCAAGAGACCCUGCUCACCUGCUGCCUGAAAUCAUUAAGGUGCUGGAAAGCGGAGAUGGCAACACACACAGUAAAAAGGACACAGCUCUCCGAAGAAAGGAGCUCCUGGAGGUCGUUUCCCCGCCGCUGCUCGAUUAUCUCCGAGACAAUGCUGCCGCCAUGGUCAUGGACAAGGCCACCAGCGUGACGGUUAGUGACAUCCUUGCAUCAGCCUGCGGUGACUUGCGGCCCGCCAUGGUAGCUGUAGCUCAGCUGGCCAAUCAGGAGCUGGUACCAGGAGGUGUCCAAGGACAGCUCCACAUGGCGGAACAUCCUGCUGGACACUUGGUGCUCAAAUGGCUCAUAGAACAGGAUGUCAGUCUGAUCGAAGCUGGGAAAGAAGAGCGCUUUUCAAGGAUCUUGGUGGACACUGUUGGGAUGGAAAAUCUGAGGAGUUGGAGCAAAGUCAACAGAGGAGCCAUGGUGCUUUGCAGCCUCCUGAACAGUUGUGACAAGUCUGUUGUGGCAGACGUGAAGACAGCUCUGCAGGACUUUGAUCUUGAUGGUGCAAACAGCAGCAAGGGUGCUGAAAUCCUGCUGGAAAACUUGAGAAAAUAG
This is a messenger RNA of Nerophis lumbriciformis (worm pipefish), 1962 nucleotides long. NCBI's taxonomy places the organism in Eukaryota, Metazoa, Chordata, Actinopteri, Syngnathiformes, Syngnathidae. The record is from RefSeq and is a predicted model, not a curated record.